AUGGUGACAAUGGAGGGUUGCACUAUCAUCUUAACCAUUUGGGCUAAGACAGUUAUCACUAAUGGGAUGAGUCCAUUCGUUUUUGUGGUUUACACACAUGCUCUUUCUUCUAUUUCCUCUUACCUUUUUCUUUCUUUUACCAUCGCAACGACAAGUACAACUGAUGAAGAGCCAACAUUCAACUUAAACUUCUUUCUGAGAGUCUUCCUUCUCGGAUUAACAGGAACAACAAAAGUAGAUUGGAGAAGUAGGAGCUUCCAAACAAAAGUAUGUGGUACAAUAGUAUCAUUGGUUGGAGCAACAAUGGUGGAAUUGUACAAGGGUCCACUUAUUAAAAACUCUUCAUCAUCUCUCCAUCUACCUAUGCUCUCUGCAACCAAGAAAUUUUUCAUCUUUUCCACAAAUAAUCCACAGUAUUGGCUUCUUGGUGGCCUUUUACUGGCAGCUGCUAACUUAUGUGUUGCCUUUUGGAACACUCUUCAGGCUGGAACUGUGAAACAAUACCCACAAGUGAUGAAAGUGGCAUCGUUUUACAGCACCAUUGGAACACUCCAAUCUGCUUUACUUUCAGCCCUAAUCUUCGAAACAGACUUAAAUGCUUGGAAGCUAAACCUUAACAGCACCGAACUCCUCCUUAUUGUUCUAACAGCAAGCUUUAUGGGUAUAAUCCGAAGUUGUGUUCAUCUAUGGUGCAUGAGGAUAAAAGGUCCACUAUAUGUGCCUAUGUUCAAGCCCUUUGGUGUUGUUUUUGCCACUAUUUUUGGUACUAGCCUCCCUGCAAGUACUCUUCGUUACGGAAGUGUGAUUGGAACGGCUAUAGUUGGAAUGGGGUACUUUACAGUGAUGUGGGGUCAACUAAACCAUGAAGAUGAAGUGAGUACUAAUAGUAAUAAUACUAAACAAUAUGAUGUUGAGUCACCUCCACAAGAGCAUAAUGAUGUUGAUGAUGAUGAUGAUGAUGAUAAUGAGAAUUAUAACGUCAAAACUCCUCUCUUAAAACCACAAAAAAAUUACGUCCAAUAAUAAUAAUAAGGUUAUUGAUCUCUUCAUAUUAUUAUUGGGAAGAUCGAAGCAACCUCAUUUUGUAUAUAUAUAUACAUAAUAAAGUAGUU
Molecule: messenger RNA, 1112 nt
Organism: Cannabis sativa
Lineage: Eukaryota; Viridiplantae; Streptophyta; Magnoliopsida; Rosales; Cannabaceae
Product: WAT1-related protein At1g70260-like
Exons: 6
Coding region: 1-1023 (340 amino acids)
Cellular component (GO): plasma membrane
Molecular function (GO): transmembrane transporter activity
Source: RefSeq, a predicted model, not a curated record